UUUUUCCCUGGCUCCUCAUGGCAUGCUGAGUUUGGGAGUGCAGGAGGGAGAUGUCUUAAAAACACUGUCAGGCGAUAAGACUCAGAGAGACAGAGCAGUGCAGCCCAGUCAACGCAAGCAUCCUCAGUGCAUCCCGUGGACCCUCAGGUUUGGACCUGCCAAGAUAAAGAUGCUGAUGUCAAACCUGGUGCUGCUGGGGGUGGUGUUUGCCAAAUGGGCCGAGCCGUACAUUACCCAAAACCGAGAUGCAGAACAAGACCCAUAUGAGCCCAGAGAUAGUCAGAGAUCCACAGAAUACUACAGAGAUGGAAGUGGAACAGAGUGCAGGCGAUGCUGUGACCCUGCAGAGGAGCCCCCUCAGUAUGCCAGUCCACAUUACCAGAUUGUGCCACAGAUAAACAUCACCAUUCUGAAAGGGGAAAAGGGAGACGCUGGUGGGCGAGGGCCCUAUGGGAAAUCGGGCAAGUCAGGGCAAACCGGACCCCGAGGGCCCCAUGGCGUGAAGGGAACCAAGGGCAGCAUCGGUUCCCCUGGAGAAGCCUGUAAGUCCUACUACGCUGCCUUUUCCGUGGGCCGCAAGAAGGCCCUGCACAGUAACGAUUACUACCAGGCCAUGAUCUUUGACACAGAGUUCGUCAACCUGUACGGCCACUUCAACAUGUUCACGGGCAAGUUCUUCUGCUACGUCCCCGGCAUCUAUUUCUUCAGCCUAAACGCGCACACCUGGAACCAGAAGGAAACGUACCUGCACGUGAUGAAGAACGAGCAGGAGAUGGCCAUCCUGUACGCGCAGCCCAGCGAUCGCUCCAUCAUGCAGAGCCAGAGCCUCAUGCUGGAGCUGGAGAGGGACGAUCAGGUGUGGGUCCGGCUCUAUAAGGGCGAGAGAGAGAACGCUGUGUUCAGUGAUGACUUUGACACCUACAUCACGUUUAGUGGUCACCUUAUCAAAGCUAAGUCAGAAGGUUGAGCAGAGCAAA
Rhinichthys klamathensis goyatoka is the source of this 977-nucleotide messenger RNA. It is a transcript of the gene c1qtnf1, whose product is annotated as C1q and TNF related 1. Lineage: Eukaryota; Metazoa; Chordata; Actinopteri; Cypriniformes; Leuciscidae. Gene Ontology annotation, molecular function: protein binding. The record is from RefSeq and is a predicted model, not a curated record. Bases 23 to 967 code for a protein of 314 amino acids. The transcript is spliced from 4 exons.